AUAGGGUUGGUGAGACGGAUAAGAAGUGGAUGUGUCGCCAAGGAGAUCUUUGGUGGGCGAGAAUUCAAAAGGUAGAUCAGUGAUCGUAUGAUUUGUGCUUUCGCUUUGGUGGACAUCUCCGGAACUCAACUUAGUAGUAUGUCCUCGUGGGCAGACAAGAAAGCAGCCUCGUCUAAUCCUGCGGAUUGCUUUCUCUCUGAUUCUCUAACCCUUGCCGGAAUGGGAUCUUUGUGCUAUACGAUUCAUAGCUUUUUUUUAUUAGUAGACAUCAGAAGAUCUAAGUGCUACGUGAAGCUCAGUUCGCAGCUUUAGCAAACAAGUAAUAGAUAAUAAAGCCAUAAUGAAUGUGUGUGUGUGUGUGUUUGUGAGAGAGUGAGAGAGAGAGAGAGUUUUGGCCAAAUACAUGAAAGAAAUUUAAAGGCUGACGAUAUUGAAUCGGACCGAUUGAUGAUAUCAACUUUGUUAAGAAUAUAAAUCAAUAGAUUCUGUCUUGGAGAUGGAAUUCUUUCAUCCUCCCUUGGCUUCCUGCUGUUCUCGACAUCCUUUCACUCUCCGUAAUACCAACACCCCUCUCUGAAACUUCUUCCUUAGGGUGCAUCGAUCUCGCUUACUCGGAGGCAAUUGGAUGUGUUAGCUUGCUUUAGUUGGAGACGGAUCAUUAAUUCCUAGAAACCAAGGCUUAGACCUGAAAGAUGACAAAAUCCACGAGAAAAACACACAAGAACAAAGGAGGAUAUGCUCCUAGUGAGUAAUCCAAAGCUGCAGGCGGACACCGCAACAACAACAACAACACUUUUGUCCAUUUCUCCAUCCUCUGCCACCGGUUACUAGUAUAUGCAGCGGCGCGUGCAUCUUCAUGGUUUUCAUCAGUCUGAUCCACGACGAGAUGAGGAACCUCAAGCUGCUUAGCACCGGAAAGCACAAGGUAAGAGUUUCAACUCAAACGAAGAUAUACGUCUCACAAGACACCACAAGCACAAGCUUAUCACAUUCCCUACGGGAGGUGGAUUACAAGCAGAGACCUCCAAGUACAACCAACAUCAGCAAAACAGUGCCGGAAAACCUGGAGUUGAAGUCCGGGCUCGGAGAACACCAAUCGUUAUAUCCAAAUGAACAGUCUAAUUUUGAGAAGGAUCAGUUAGCUAAAAGCUCUGAUGUUGAGACAGAGUUCACAAGAGCUUCCGGUGAUGCUGAAAGGAAUAGUAGACCUUCUACUUCUUCUUCGGCUCAGUCUGCUGCUGCAUUCUUUGGAAACAUCUCACUAAGAAAUGAUUCUUCCAUCUUGGAAGCGUGUGAGAGUAUUGAUAGAUUAAACCAAUACCUGAGGCAAAGGAAGGCUGAUGUCGAAGCCGGUGUCCCAGGACAAUUCUUGCAUGCUGUGAUUGGACAAGCAGUUGCCGAUGUUGGAUCGGUUGUUUCUACGAUCGCUUGUGCUUUUUUCUUGAAUGAGACUCAAACAAGUAGCCAACACUGCGUGUUGCCGGUCAUCAACACCAAGCGUGCAGAUUUUAUGGCUCACUCAGAGCUCAAAUGGUUGCUUAAUUCAUGUCGAGUUGAUGAAUCAUCCAUAGUUUUUGUUGAUGAGAUUGACCUUUCGUAUCACAAUCGGUUUGGAAAUCUGAAGCUAGUACUGGUGAAUGACCACAAGCUUCCACUCAACAAGGAGGGGCUGAAAGAUGUACCGAUCGAAAUGUUCAACUGCAAAGAGGUUUGCUCUGAAAGUGCUUCUCUUGAAGAUGUCACCAUGAGUCAGGAUGGUUCAUGUUGUACUCUCAUCUCUGAGAAGUAUGCAGAGACAUCACCAGAAAUCCUAGCAGGGCAGGGAUUUAGCAGAUUGCUGCUAUCAGGAAUCCUUUUAGACACAAAGAAUCUGACUGGUGCCAACUGCACUGCAAAAGAUAAGUACAUGGCAACACUCUUGAUCAAAGGAGCCGGUCGGUUUGGAUGCAGUGGACUUUACCAGCUCUUGAAGUACAAAAUAUCAGAUAUAUCGGAACUUCAGGUGAGAGAUAUCCUCCGUAGGGAUUUCAAGAAAUGGAGUACGUAUUCAGGAAAGCAUAACAUACCCAACACUGGGAUGAGCUCAAUUGGUAUUUCAAUCGAAGAACUUCUUAAGCACGAGGAUUCAGCUGCGAAGGAGGUGAUUCAAUUUCAAGAGUCAGAAAAGCUUCGACUAUUUGUGAUUGUUUCAGGACACUAUGAUAGCCAGAAGAAUUUUAAGAGGGAGCUCUUGGUUUGUACCGAUACGCCAGAGUUUAUGAAGAACUUUCUUCGGUUCCUAAGCACCAAUGACACAGAUUUUCCACUCAAAUCUAUGAAUUUAGUGGAUCUGAGGCAUGAGCUAAGAGCCUUCGAGAUCAACAACAUGUUGACAUCAAGGAGAAGCAUCGAGCAGCUCUUGGAUGAAUUUGAUGGUGCAUUAAAGAAAAGAAUAGCAUUCCUUUCAUAAUGGAUGAAAACAUGAAUUCUACAGACAAAUUUUCCAAAGUAAUUUUACGCUUACACCAGAAUAAACCAUGUCUUUUUUUUUUUUUUUUUUUUGAGUAUCCAUUCUCUACUAAAAUAUGGGAUUGUUGGUUCCAAAAAAAAACUUUCUUAUUCUUUUCAACUAAAGGAUUCCUGAGAAUUAGGUGAUUGGUUGAAGGAGGAAGUUGCUUCUACAGGCUGUCAUUGCACAAAAUUUUGCUAUG
Molecule: messenger RNA, 2690 nt
Organism: Musa acuminata AAA Group (dessert banana)
Lineage: Eukaryota; Viridiplantae; Streptophyta; Magnoliopsida; Zingiberales; Musaceae
Exons: 13
Coding region: 857-2449 (530 amino acids)
Cellular component (GO): cytoplasm
Molecular function (GO): exopolyphosphatase activity
Source: RefSeq, a predicted model, not a curated record